GCAAGGUGCAGCAAUGAAACACGUCACAGGCAUCGCCAUCCAACUUGCAGAAGGAAUGAAGUACAUACACAGGAAGGGCUAUCUACAUAGAGACCUUAAAAUGGAAAACAUUUUGGUGUCGGAAGGUGAUAUCGUGAAGUUAGGUGAUGUUGGUCUUUCGAAAGUGGAAGACGAAGUAACAGGGACGCAAUGUGGGACACUAUUGUACGCCGCCCCCGAGGUGUACUCUGGCAGUCGUCGCAAGUACACCAGGAAGGCUGACAUUUUCAGCUUCGGGCUGAUGCUGUGGGAGUUGUGGUAUGGUGACGUCAUCUUCAAAGGGGCACCGCAGCCACUGGAGUUCAUCAAGGAGGUAGCAGCUGGUACGAGACCGUCGUUUCCCACAGGUGCUGUACCCAUCUACUUUUGGCGGGAACUCAUGCAGCAGUGUUGGGACGGUGAGCCUGAGAAACGCCCCCCAGCGGAGCGAUGUCUGAAUGUCCUUCUGUGUAACGAUGCCUAUUCCUCCAACUUGCACUUCAAAAUUGACAAACAAUCUACACUUUAACAGUUAAGGUCAGGAACAGAGACGAGGGGGUAUACAA
This is a messenger RNA of Branchiostoma floridae (Florida lancelet), 584 nucleotides long. Its product is annotated as serine/threonine-protein kinase STY13-like. Lineage: Eukaryota; Metazoa; Chordata; Leptocardii; Amphioxiformes; Branchiostomatidae. Bases 14 to 547 code for a protein of 177 amino acids. The record is from RefSeq and is a predicted model, not a curated record. The transcript has 3 exons. Gene Ontology annotation, biological process: protein phosphorylation. Gene Ontology annotation, molecular function: ATP binding; protein kinase activity.